AUGUCCAAGGUUGUGCGCAGCGUUAAGAACGUCACAAAGGGCUAUUCAUCAGUGCAAGUAAAAGUUCGAAAUGCCACAAGUAACGAUCCUUGGGGCCCCACAGGCACUGAAAUGGCUGAAAUCGCUGCCUUGACGUUCGGCAGCCCAACGGAUUUCUUCGAGAUUAUGGAUAUGUUGGACAAGCGACUGAACGACAAGGGCAAGAACUGGCGUCAUGUUCUCAAGUCGUUAAAGGUCCUGGACUAUUGCCUUCAUGAAGGCUCGGAGAUGGUCGUAACGCGAGCGAGAAAGGAGGUCUACAUCAUCAAAACCCUGCGCGAAUUCCAACACAUAGACGAUGACGGAAGGGAUGUUGGUCAGAAUGUCCGUGUCGCCGCGAAAGAGCUUACAGCCCUCAUCUUGGACGAAGAUCGAUUGCGACGUGAGCGAGCAGACCGCAAGCUCUGGAAAUCCAGGGUCCAUGGCCUCGACGAGGAGUAUCCGGGUCACGGCUUCGAAUCAGAACCGCCAAGACGGCGCGAACGUUCGAGACGUCAGAAUGAUGAUGACGACGUGGAAUAUCGCUUAGCAAUUGAAGCAAGCAAACACGAGGCUGAAGAGGAGCGACGGCGACGGCGAAAGGAUACCUCUUCCCAGGAAGAGGAUGCAGAUCUAGCCAGGGCGAUCAAACUGAGCAAGGAGGAGGAAGAGCUUCGCAAGCGCGAACUGGAAGAGAGCAACGCGCAGUCUCUGUUCGAUGAUACUCCUGUUGAGCCGGCGCAGGCGCAGCCCACUGGUUACAAUCAGGGGUAUCAGCAGCAGGGUGCUGUCGACUGGUUUGGUAACCCAAUUACUCCUCAACAGCCCUUGUCGACUGGUUAUUUGAACAACCAGUAUGCGCAGGCACAACCUACCGGGUUUACAAACCAGUUGACUGGCGUGCCGAAUGGAUAUGCCAAUGGCUUCCAAAACCAGCCAACUGGGUUCGAUCAGUAUGGCCAACUUCAGAAUAACUUCCUACAGCCACAACAGACUGCCUUCAGCACGAACAACCCCUACGGAACAGAUGUUUACUCGCAGCAGCAACAGCAACUACAACAACAGCAGCAGCAGCAGCAACAACAGCAGCAGAGCUUCCUUGCGGCGGGUAGCAACAAUCCUUGGUCUUCAAACCACCAGCAGGCAGAUGCUCUUAAACCCCUUCCCACUGGAUCCAACAAUCCAUUCGCCAGCCGCACUCAGACUCAGAACAAAUUUCAUCCGACAACCACACUUGCCCCGUCUCUGGGCACGCUUGCUGAAGAACGAGCGACCACCCAGUUCUCAUCGAACAAUCCGAUUAGCAACUUCCAGGCUCCGGCACCUCCGAGGAGCACCCCUCCUCAGAUACAGCAGCAGCAGAAUCCCCAUCAUGCACGCCUCAACGCUCUUCUUGCGAGCGGAGAAGGGCUGGAUACGUUCGGAAAUGUUGGCGAUUUACGUAUUCCCGCGCAACACACGGCACCCGGCAUUUUCGUCAAUUCUGCUGGUCAGGGUAUUGAACGACUAAGGGCUGCCCAGACAGGCAACAAUCCUUUCCUUAGCGCACACUCUACCGGAAUCCCAAGUCAGACUGGCUUCGGACAGCCAAAUAACAAUCCUUGGGCUACUCAGCAACCGUACCAACAGCAGCACCAAGCCGGCAGUCUGAUUGACCUGUAA
Messenger RNA from Monascus purpureus, 1680 nucleotides. Lineage: Eukaryota; Fungi; Ascomycota; Eurotiomycetes; Eurotiales; Aspergillaceae. The record is from the annotation of a GenBank genome assembly.